AUGCUCCUUAAACAGAUUUCUUCCAAACCCAAAAAAAGUUUCAUCGUCAUUGCGACAGGCCCCGAAGCCCGUCAUUGGGAGACAGUUCUCUGCCAAGUUUUCAAUUUUCUGAAAAAGUCCCAUGCUACUGUAGAGACUCUUCAAAGUUCUCGCUCCUCGCCUAUCUUGACAAUCACCAACCGACACUCGCACAAGAGGUAUUCUCAAACUUCCAUCGUAGACCCUCUAGAUAGGGCGCGAACUAUUGAUGUCCAAAAGGAUAAAUUGCUACAGAUCACGCCCGAGGAGAGUACAUGUAUCAUCAACCAGCACGAUGAAGAACACAGAAGAUUCCAAAUGCAUCAGCUUAUCAAGGGCGGUUUGGACAAGAGUUUCAAGACGCAAUGCGACAAGGUUAGUGGUACCUUCGCCAGAAUCCAACGGCAGCUACAGGCCAAAUUUGUCGAUUUGUGUAAGAAACUACUUUUGUUUGAAUACAAGAGCAUAUACUCGUGUUAUCAUCGAUCACUUAUUUUUCUGGGCGAUCUCAUCAAGCCUGAUGAUUGGAAGGGGAGCCUCGAGGCAGUUCAAGACGCCAAAGCCUUCUUCAACGAGCAUGUAGGACAAGAUGUGAAGCAGCUCGUAAACCGUGCGAACUAUGGACAGGAAUACUUAAAAACAGAUGACGACAAGAAAUGCCUGAGAGAUUUGUGCAACACAGAUCCCCGGAUGGACAAGAGCAGAAUUGAAUCCACUAAAGGAGGCUUAUUUCAAGACUCAUACCGCUAG
Messenger RNA from Trichoderma virens Gv29-8, 768 nucleotides. RefSeq lists its product as uncharacterized. The transcript has 4 exons. The record is from RefSeq and is a predicted model, not a curated record. The coding region runs from base 1 to 768 and encodes 255 amino acids. Lineage: Eukaryota; Fungi; Ascomycota; Sordariomycetes; Hypocreales; Hypocreaceae.